Molecule: messenger RNA, 4661 nt
Organism: Maniola jurtina (meadow brown)
Lineage: Eukaryota; Metazoa; Arthropoda; Insecta; Lepidoptera; Nymphalidae
Gene: TTLL5
Product: tubulin polyglutamylase TTLL5
Exons: 17
Coding region: 189-3317 (1042 amino acids)
Biological process (GO): microtubule cytoskeleton organization; protein polyglutamylation
Cellular component (GO): cilium
Molecular function (GO): tubulin binding; tubulin-glutamic acid ligase activity
Source: RefSeq, a predicted model, not a curated record
UUCGUGCUAAAUUUGAAAGUAGUUUUUGAAAUAAAAAUAUGGAGAUCUUUCAAAUUUCUAGUUAGAUUUGCUCGAAAUAAACACAAAUACCAAAAUACAGUUCAAAAUAGAAAUGUGAAAUUAUUGUUGAGAAAAUAAUCUUCAUCCGCAAGUCACCGGCGGAGUAAAUCGGCAGUGUAAUCUCCACGAUGGAUCAAGAAGACGAAUUCGAGCCCCAGUUUAAGAUAUCUUCAGAUGAAUUACCUAAAAUACACAAAAAAUGCAACCAAAACCGUCCACACACCAGUCCACAUGUAUCACCAGAAACCACGAAUCCGUCUACUUCGGGCCUUCAAACAACACCGCAGAACAGAGACAGCAUGAGAAAACAUGACGAGGAAACGAACGGGAAGGAAAAGGAAAACGAAGGCUCGGUCGCUGAUUGGGUGUCGGGUGGACCAAUUGGGGCUAAGGGUGCCGUCCUUGUCUUCCGAUCGUGUGUGCUCGCUUCACGAACACCCUCUAUGGAAUCUACAACAAAAACAGUAGGCAAUAAUACAGGGACCACAAUGUUAUUAAAUAAAGCCAAAAACAUGGCGAGAAGACUAGUUGCAGAGCCCCACUCCUUUAGCGUUAGACCAAAAAAUAUUAUGCACGAUGUGAUGGAAACUUUUGGGAAUAGCAAUAAAUAUACAGGACAAGCAUAUAUCGUAAGACAUGUUAGUGAAGCCGAAGUGCCUGAGACCCAGUCGAUAGAGGAGCAAGGCCACGAGCCGUUAGAGCAUAAGAGGGACAUUGAGGACGUUCUCAAUGACCUGAGCAAAAUUACGCUUAAGAGGAAUCUCAAUAUCGAGAAUACGACUGCCAAUAUCAAGCCGCCUGAAGAACCACCGCCGUCUAACAAAGAAAAAGACGAAAAAAAAUUUAAAAAAAGCAAAUGUAAAAACAAACGUAAGAACACCCAAAGAGCAUCGUCGCCACCACUCGAUAGUGAUGAUUCGGAACAUAUGCUAGUCAAAGAAAUGGAUAGUAUUAAGGUAUUAGAAAGCUGUCACAUGCCAGCGCGCAUGCUGAAAAUAACGUACAAACUAGUCAACACGGAAACCAAGCUGCUGCAUCGCCUGCUGCAAGCGCAUGGUCUGCAGGAAGCGCCCACCGAUGCCAAAGACUUCAACCUGAUGUGGGCUGGCCUGCAUCCCAAACCAGACGUACUUCGGUCUUUGACACCAUACCAAAGGGUCAACCAUUUUCCCAGGUCGUAUGAGCUUACGCGCAAAGACAAGCUGUUCAAGAAUAUAGAGAAGAUGCAAUACUUCCGCGGUCUAAAGCACUUCGACUUCAUUCCCACCACGUUUCUAAUGCCCGCCGAGUACAAGGAGCUAUGUACCACGCAUUACAGGACUAAGGGGCCUUGGAUUGUCAAACCGGCUGCGUCUAGUAGAGGAAGGGGGAUCUAUAUUGUUAAUACGCCAGAACAAAUUCCGAAAGGCGAAAACGUAGUGGUGGCGAAAUACAUCGACAAACCACUGCUAAUAGGCGGCCACAAGUGCGACCUCCGCCUAUACGUGUGCGUCACAUCCAUAGAUCCUUUACUCAUAUACUUGUACGAAGAGGGCCUGGUCAGAUUCGCCACGGUCAAAUACGAUAAAACCAACAAGAACCUAUGGAACCCUUGUAUGCAUCUGUGUAAUUACAGCAUUAACAAAUACCACACGGAUUAUAUCAAAUGCGACGACCCAAAUGCAGGAAAUAUAGGCCACAAGUGGACCCUGUCAGCCCUACUUCGGCACCUAAGGAAGCAGGGCCGCAACACCGCGGCGCUGAUGGCGGCCAUCGAGGACCUGGUGGUCAAGUCCAUCCUGUCAUCAGCACAGACCAUCACCGCAGCAGCAAGGGUCUUCGUGCCCAGUCUGUUCAACUGCUUCGAGCUGUUUGGAUACGACAUUCUAAUAGACGAUAUGUUGAAGCCAUGGUUAUUAGAAAUCAAUUUAUCGCCAAGUUUAGCCUGCGAAAGUCCGCUGGACGCGAGAGUAAAGUCUGCCUUACUGGCGGAUACGCUCACUUUAGUGGGUCUGCCCGCGGUGCCUAUGUCCAAACACGAGGCUUCACCACGGAGCAACUCUCUAAAGAUGAGGAUCGGUGCUUGUCGGCGAGUACAUUCAGCCGAGAACACGUUGGUACGGGGCAAGUCAACCAGCGCGAGUGCGCCAGCUCAGAACCAAGCGGUCGGGCCGCUCGCUGGAUUGCUCACGGGCGAGGAGAUCCGGAUAGUGCGCGCGGUCAGGGCGCAGUACGCCAGAAGAGGGGGGUUCGUGAGGAUCUUCCCCAGCCAGAACUCCUGGCAGAAAUACUCCCAAUACCUUGAUCCAGUAACGGGCAUCCCAGUAUGCUCGACGUCGCUCAACAACAACGCGCCGUACACCGUGGUGCAGCACAACUACAACCUGCUCGUACAUUCCCACGUGCUGCCACACUUCCAACACGCGACCGUUGCCACCAGCAUCACUGACACUCCUCAAAGGUUAAAACGUUACGAAGCAGUGUGUAUAGCGGGCGCCGCCCCCGCGGUCCAGCUGUCGGACAGCCCCGCGCCGCAGCCGCCGCGAGACGCGCGCCGAGCCAAGGAUCUCGUGAAGAAACAACUCACAGACGGACUCCGACUCACUACCGGAGAAGUGCGUCGCGCGUUUGGCCUGUACUUGACUCACGUGCUGAAGCGCGUGUCGUCGCCCAGCAACGAGCUGGCGGUGCAGCACGCGGCGCUGGUGCUGAAGUUCCUGCGGCGCGCGUCCUCGUCGCUGCGCAUGCCUUACAAUGUAAAGGGGCCGCCCGCCAAGAUGUGCGACAAGGACCGCUGCGCCGUCAUCGCCAAGCAGCUCAACGACUUCCUGUACAUGUACUACCGCGAGACCGACCUCUACACCGACAGCGAAGACCGCACCGGCUGCGUGUCCAACAUACACUUCGCGCAGUUCCUGUAUUCCGCCAGUGAAGCAGACUUGGAAGACGUGUUAAUGUUGCUCCUGCGUAUGGAAAACUACGUAGCGACGUUUCUGGGUGACGGUCGCGGAAGCGCGCUGUGCGUCGACCUCCCGCCGGCGCGCCGCGACCCCGACCCGCCCAGACACACCCUGCUGAGGCAUCUGGCUGCGCUCGCGCAUGUUAACUGUAGGAAAUAUCGGCCAGAAACAGAGACCUCAAGUCGAUCAGAGCCGGAAGAGCCCUCCACAACAGACAGCGUUCCACCACCGCCCUUCACCAGCUCGGACGUGGUCCUCAAAGACUCCCUCAAGGAGGAGAAGCCGCUCAACCUCGCGCUCAAGUACGCGCGCUCAUAGCGAAGAACUCUUUAAGCCGCGAUCUCACCGGCGAACACUUUGCGGCUGACUGACUGAAUAAUGAGAAUCUGGGAUAACUCGUCUUGGGUCUCCGAAUAACUUUUUUGAAUUCGGACACUUUACCUUUCAGCAAAACUAACUUUAAUUCUGCCAAUUUUACCAAAUAACACUUAACUUUCAAUAAAACGGUCAUCCUUAGCGGAUAGUAUGCAAUUUACUAAUAAAUGAAGAAAAUCAGUGAUACAUGUGGAAAAAACAUGUUUAAUGCGUUAUGCUAUUCCAAAAAAAAAACUGGCAAACUAAACACUAAUAAAAAUAAUUAAUCAGCUUUUAAUAUUUUUAACUUCACCAAUAAAAAAUACUUAUUCAAAUGAAAUAGUCAAAUCACUCUCAAGUCUAAUGAAAAUUUAAAUGCUUAUUUCCUGACAAACUUUUUAAUUCGAGAUUUGGUUUUAUUAACACAAAGCUAAGUACCGACAAAAAUAUACUACGCACAGCUUCUAUGUAAUAAAAUAAUAACUAUCGUAAGGCUGCCCGCAAAAAGUUGCUGAGUGGUUGCUAAUUUGCGGGCAGCCUUAGAUAUGAUGAGGCUAAAUUAAAUUAAAAAUCGAAUUAGUAAACAAUUAUUACGAACUAAAGUUACCAAAUUCUAGUUAGAUAAGAAAGUAUUUUAACAUAAAAGGAGCUAAUAAAACAUCUCGAUAUAAGGUCAAUAAGAUAAGAAAAAUUCCUCCCUAGCUAAAUUAUUUAUUAUUAUACUUAUUAGUUAAGUACUUUCAUUUAUUUCCAAAUAAAUGCUUUACUGUAUACGCGGUGGAAUUUUAGUGUUUUAGGGCCGUGGCUAAGUUAAUUGCCUUAAAUAUUCAUAAGCAGCAAAAAUAAUAGUUUUGACUUUAUUUGAAAAGUCUUUUUAGACUUAUUGGUUAGGUGAUAAGUUUUAUUUUAGAAUAAAACAUUUUUGUUCUCAUUUAAAAAAAUACCUGGCCACUUGAGCGAUGUCAUUUUGUUCGUGAUCUGUUCCUACUAUUCUAUAUCAAUGGAUCCAAGCUUCUAUUAUCGUAUCUCCGUAUAAACUCAACGAAGAUUGUGGAAUCAUGAUUUUGUAUGGCAGGUGGCAAAAUCCUUUGUGGUCCGAUCCCCCAUUAUCAAAAUUUAACGUUUACGAUUUAACGUUAGUGUGCCUCUAAUAAGCCUUUGACGAAUUGAUUGUACAAAAACAAUGAUUAUGCUUAACAGAUUGGAAAUCUUAACGUUUUUAAACGUAGCAGUAACUUAGACGCCAAAGAUACAGAUUAUAUAUAUUUAUCCCCUAGUAUAAUGUAGCAGGCACUGUAGGCUAUCUGC